Molecule: messenger RNA, 4707 nt
Organism: Haplochromis burtoni (Burton's mouthbrooder)
Lineage: Eukaryota; Metazoa; Chordata; Actinopteri; Cichliformes; Cichlidae
Gene: mark3a
Product: MAP/microtubule affinity-regulating kinase 3a
Exons: 19
Coding region: 1756-4206 (816 amino acids)
Biological process (GO): intracellular signal transduction; protein phosphorylation
Cellular component (GO): plasma membrane; cytoplasm
Molecular function (GO): protein serine/threonine kinase activity; ATP binding
Source: RefSeq, a predicted model, not a curated record
AGAAGAGGGCUGUUUUUUCUUGGGUUGUUUUCUUUAAGUACAUGUAAAAAUAUCACGGGAUUGCCAAAAAAAACGUAGAUCCUCAAUAGCUUUUUGCUGCCUUGUUAGACCGGAUGAUAGAUGGUUGUUUCACACUUGGUUGGUAAAUCGUAAACAAGCAUAUCUUCUACGUCAAACACGCCUCUGUUAAUGAGUGUUAGUAAUGGGCUUUAUUUGCGCCUUGAUGUGUAUUUUUUGUUGGUGUGUGAGAAGUAUCGGUAUGACUGUAGGUAAUUAGACUGUACUAAGAAUAUUCAGGCCCAACGGUGAACAAAACUACAGUACUUUGCUUGCUGGUUCUGGCAGGCAACAGUAGUUUGUCUUCAGCCUGUCUAUUGGCUCCCCCAGCUGUCACUCAGAGUUUUCACCCGUUCAGCUUCCAAAUAAGGGCCUCGUGAGUCCGCCCCUCGUGACUAACAUAACCUCCGGUGUGAAGGUAGUGACAAUGUAGCCAUUUGAGCUUCCGGUCGGGAUUUUCAAAAUUAGAAUGGAACUAAAAUGGAGAACUUAAACGUACUUAAUCAUAAAAUCUGCAAAAUGAGCAUGCUGUAUGCAGAAUUGGUCAAUUUGACUCUCCGCUAUUUUUGUUAAUUUUAAAUUUAUUUAUAUAGUACAUUUAAAUAAACAGAAAUCACCAAAGGGCUGUUUUUUUGUUGUUGUUUUUUGUUUUUGUUUGUUUGUUUGUUUUAUAGUAUACCUAUAGUUCUCUCCUUUUUAAAGUGGAAGUGACUAUAGUGGAAAUUUUUAGGCACUCUUUAAUAGACCUCAAGCCUUGUUCCACUGAAAAUCAAAUCUUUACUACAAAAUUUAAUGUCCUGAAUAUUUUAGCUGCAAAGUUUUUAUUUGUAUUUAUUCAUUUUAUUUGAUUUUUUUUUAUGGAAGACUGUGUGUAUCCUGGAGGUCUUUUGCAACUUAUCUCCCCUACGCUUUUUCUCUGUCACACAUUUACCCCCAUAUUCCAUGGUACAAAUAUGCAAGAACUACCACCAGAUUCUUAUGACUCAUCUGAGUUGCAGUAUAGAGCGGGAUGGUGAUAAGGGUUAUACUGCACGAGAGAAGCAUGUGGGUGAUAAGAUGCCAGAGAAUUCUGGUGAUCUAUUAUUGACCAGCAGGCAUUGAAAUACUAAAUCAGUAGAGGCAACAGUAAAUACAAGGGCUCAUUUCACGUCACAGGGAUUAAAAGGGAAUUAAUCAGCAUUUUAAAACAUUUUUGUUGUAAAGUGCUGAUAAUUUUUUUCUUUGGGGGGGGGGUCUAAGACCUUAAUUUUUUAAUAUUUGUAUAUGUGGACAGAGAAAUAAACACCUCAUAUCAUUUGUGCUAUGUGGUACUGUGAUUGGCAUUUUUCUAAUAUCUUCAUAGGCGCUGACGUUGAUUGGCAAAAGAUUAAGCAGUACCAAAUAAAGUGUUAGGGGCAGCUCUUGAAGCGUUAAAGGUUUGUACGAAGUUCGAUACUGGCGGCUUUUAGCGUUUUCCUCCGUGUUGGCAACAAUGAGAACGGAGCCGACAGGAAGCCUUUAUUAUGAAAGCCUAUCGUCUGGUUUCCGGUUUGGGUGUGUCUGCCUGUCGCAGGCUUGACUGGGAUCAGUGGCUUCCCCCUCCUGCCGUCUCCCUCUCUGUGUCUCUGCGGUUAUCGGGGCUCUGAGUUGGGAAAAAUCUGGUGUUGUGGGAAUCUCUGUGGGCAUCGUCAGCGGGGCGCAGUGCUUUCCUGUCGAAACAUGACUGGCUCCCAGGCAGCCAGGAGACACCGCAGCUUUCACACCUCUCACAGCAAUGGCCGUCAGGAGAUCAGCACACGCUCAGGCCGGACGGGCGUGCGUCCGGCCCGCAGCUCCGAGGAACCGCAGCAGCCCCACGUAGGCAACUACCGGCUGCUCAAAACCAUUGGCAAGGGCAACUUUGCCAAGGUCAAACUGGCCCGACACAUGCUCACGGGCAGAGAGGUGGCAAUUAAAAUAAUAGACAAGACACAGCUGAACCCAAACAGCCUUCAGAAGCUCUUCAGAGAAGUUAGAAUAAUGAAGAUCUUGAAUCAUCCCAAUAUAGUCAAGCUUUUUGAAGUUAUUGAGACCGAGAGGACGCUCUACCUGGUAAUGGAGUACGCCAGUGGAGGAGAGGUGUUUGACUACCUGGUUGCACACGGAAGAAUGAAGGAAAAAGAGGCCAGAGCUAAAUUUAGACAGAUUGUAUCAGCGGUGCAGUACUGCCACCAGAAGCACAUUGUUCACAGAGACCUCAAGGCUGAGAACCUGCUCCUCGACGCAGACAUGAAUAUCAAGAUCGCAGAUUUCGGCUUCAGCAACGAGUUCACUCUGGGCAACAAGCUGGAUACGUUUUGCGGCUCUCCGCCGUACGCAGCACCGGAGCUUUUCCAGGGAAAGAAGUACGACGGGCCAGAGGUGGACGUUUGGAGUCUGGGGGUGAUACUGUACACGCUGGUCAGCGGCUCGCUGCCCUUUGACGGACAGAAUCUUAAGGAGCUGCGGGAGCGUGUGCUCAGAGGGAAGUACCGCAUCCCUUUCUACAUGUCCACAGACUGCGAGAACCUCCUCAAACGCUUCCUGGUGCUCAACCCGGCCAAGCGGGGUACUCUCGAGGUGAGGGAGGACGCAGAAAAUCAAAUUAUGAAGGAUCGAUGGAUCAAUGCAGGAUUUGAUGAUGACGAGCUCAAACCUUACACUGAACCAGAGCUGGACAUCACAGAUCAGAAGAGAAUAGACGUGAUGGUCGGGAUGGGCUACAACUUGGAGGAAAUCCAGGAGUCUCUGGCCAAGAUGAAGUAUGAUGAGAUCACAGCCACCUACCUGCUCUUGGGCAGGAAGGCCUCUGAGCUGGAGCCCGGCGACUCGGCCUCCAGCAGCAACUUGUCUCUGGCCAAACCGAGGCCAAGCAGUGAGCUCAACGGCCAGUCGCCCUCCCACCUCAAAGUCCAGAGGAGCGUCUCCUCCAACCACAAACAGAGACGUUACAGCGAGCAAGUUGGUCAGAACCUCCCUCCAGGGAUGGCUCAUCCAAAGAGGAGUCAGACAACUACUGCUGAGAACAGCGUGAAAGAGGAAGGUGGAGUCCAGCUCCGUAAACCGAGCAUCCCAGGAACCCGCGGGGCACCACCCUCCAGCCCUCUGCUGGGCAACGCCAACAACCCCAACAAGGCUGACAUUCCUGACCGCAGGAAAGGAGCCACCACGGCCCCGAGCAAUAACACUGCAUCUGCGGGUAUGACCAGGAGGAACACGUAUGUCUGCAGUGACAGAAACAACACAGACCGCCUCUCCGUCAUUCCUAACGGGAAAGAGAACAGCAUGACUGAGAUGGCUUGUGCCACUAGCCCCCCGUCUGCCUUUGCAGCCGCUGCAUUCGGUGCCUCGUCCAGUUCGGUGCGGCUGAGGUAUCAAACUGUCGGCCCUUUGUACGCUUGCCAGGCAGGCUGGGCCACACUGCCCCACUCCUACUACGCUCUGGACUACUGCUCGCCCAACAACGUUGCCGUGUCUCCCGGCAGUCAGAGGAACCCGGUGGCGUCCACCCACAGCGUCGCCAACACCACUACGCCCGACCGUCUCCGCUUCCCCCGAGGCACAGCCAGCCGCAGCACCUUCCACGGUGGCCAGCUGAGAGACCGCCGCACGGCCACGUACAACGGGCCGCCGGCCUCCCCUACUCUCUCCCACGAUGCCACGCCUCUGUCUCAGACCCGGAGCCGUGGAACCAGCAACCUUUUCUCCAAACUCACCUCUAAACUCACCCGCAGAAACAUGUCAUUCAGGUUUACCAAAAGAGUCUCCACCGAGUUUGAGAGAAACGGGAGACUUGAGGGCUCAAGUCGCCAUGUACCUGGGGAUCAAAAAGGGGAAAAUAAAGACAGUAAACCCCGCUCCCUCAGAUUCACUUGGAGUAUGAGGACCACCAGCUCCAUGGAGCCCUGUGAUAUCAUGCGGGAGAUUCGCAAGGUGCUCGACGCCAACAACUGCGACUACGAACAGCAAGAGAGUUUCCUGCUUCUUUGCGUCCAUGGAGACGGGCGAGCUGAAAACCUGGUGCAGUGGGAGAUGGAGGUUUGCAAGCUUCCCCGUCUCUCCCUCAAUGGCGUCAGGUUCAAAAGGAUAUCCGGCUCAUCCAUCGCUUUCAAAAACAUUGCUUCCAAAGUUGCCAAUGAGUUAAAGCUAUGAACAAAAGGGUUUAAAGUAUACAUAUAUAUAUAUCUAGAAGUAUUUAAGCUGUACAAUCAUCCAAGUAGCAGUUUCCAAAUGUCUCCUUUUUCUAAACAAAACACAGAGUAUGUAUUGAAUAUUAUAAUGUAUAGAUUAAGGCUUUUGGCAAUAAUCACCGAAUUACCUACUAAUAUCUCAGUCUGUUCUGACCGCACAGGGUCGACAUUAAUGAGUUGAAUAUGAUUUGUCAUGCUGUGAAUGUGGACGAAAAAGCAUUUCUGGUCUUAUUUAUUUCACCUUUAUUUUUCUCUCUCCUGGAAAAAGGAAAAUGACGUAGCGUUCUGUUUUCAGUGUAAAUAAUGUAUCUUACUUUGAAGAUGGCUUCUCUGCAAUACUCGUUUUGUUUUGUUUUUUCUUCUCCUUUUGUAUUUUGUUAAAAAGUAGAGAUGGGGAGUCCAUGUAAAUGCCCACAUGGUUAAGGGUCACUCAUGUCUCAAUUAAAGUGUCUGUCAACCUAAA